AUGUCCCAGAGCACGCGCCUUCGCGGACACGCUGCAAAGUACCAUGGCCUGGCUCACAAGUCCGUGGUUAUAGCGACAUACUCUGCCAAAGCCGAGGAGUUCGACAGGGCAGACAUGUGCAGGCACGCGGCCCACGUGGCAUCCUGGAUCGCCUACGGCCCAGAGGGCCGGAUUCCCAAGAAAGCGGAGCUUCAGCUCUUGGAGAAGUUUCUCGGGAGAUUGGGAGGCGGGCGGCUGCCUUCGCGCUUGAGGGAGGUGCUUCCGGACGCGCAGGAGGCGCUUCGGGCCCUCCCACCGGGCGGUUUGACUGAGGCUUGGCAGGAGGCAGCGCAGCAGCUGCGAAGAUCUCUCCAGAAGUUGCGCUGCUGCCGCCAGCCGGAGGACAAAGCCGAAGCGGGCCGAGCUCUGGUGGCUGUGCCAGAGCAUGGCCUGGCGGAUGCAGCUCUGGAGAACGAGGAGGCAAACCCCCAGAUGGUGGUGGCUCAUACUGCGGAGCAACACCUGCAGCUCGUCAGCAUGAUGAAUCACUGGGGAUUCCUGGAUGACUCCCAGAGGCUUCAGCGGCUUCAGCAAGUGGAGGCGGUGGCCAGGAGAGCGCCCGAGAGUCGCAGCCAGGAAGAGCUCGCUGAGGCCAUCAGCAUGGCGGCCGCAGCGCUCUGCGCCCCGCGAAGAGCUGCGGCAGAAGCUGAAACCGGAGGAGCACACGAUCCUCGAGGUCCAAGCGACAGUUCGCCAGUGGAUAUGCAGAAACGAGUGCGGUCGGUUCUGCUUGAAGCAUUGCAUGCAUGGCAGGUAAGCCAAUAUGACUGUCAUGCCAUUGAACACGUGCUGGAGUACAUUCACGAAAAGAUCAACAAGUUUGAGGAGAGCGCAGGUGAAAUUCGAGGUGCUGCUGCUGGCAAGGUUUGGUGGACCAUCAAGCAUGUGGUCGACGACCUGCUAAGCGCAGGAAGCGGGCCGGGGCACUUGGAAAUUCAGGAUGCUGAGUCGGUGGCUCCACUUGAAAAGAGUGCCCGCUUAGUCAAAAGACGCCUGGAACGCCAGAGUGGCAUCCAAGGUCUUUCAUGGGAUGCAAGCCUCCAGCGGUGGUCCCUCUACACCUGGGAAGACGGCAAGCGGAAGUGGUUCCGUUUCUCCAUUGAGGCGGCCGUAGAGGCAGCACUGCAGGAGGCCAAGGCCAAGCGUGAGGAGUUGGUGCGUCAGGGAAUGCUACAGCCGCCAAAGCUCAGAACAGCUCCACCCGCCUCCCUGGUGAGGGGCGUUUCGUAUCGCAAGGACACUCAGAAGUGGCAGGUGUGUUUCCGUCAUAACGCCGCAAAGAAGUGGUAUUAUGGUGGCACCUUCCAAGCACAGGAGCAGGCCGAGGCCAAAGCCAGAGAGAUGGCCAUGAAGUUGGGCAUCCCGGCUGACGUGGAAGUGGCUGUGGUUGCCGCAACCUGGCGACCGGAGUGGCUUUGGCAGCAUAGCUGA
Symbiodinium natans is the source of this 1470-nucleotide messenger RNA. Lineage: Eukaryota; Dinophyceae; Suessiales; Symbiodiniaceae. The record is from the annotation of a GenBank genome assembly.